GUAGGGGGAUGAUGUGUACAUAAGUACGUCGUGCAUGUGCUUAUUCGUGUUCUACAUGAGUGUUCGGAUCUUAAGCAUCGUGAUCAUUUUUGCUUUUCGUUCGUUUUUUCGUACAAAAGCAUAAGAGGAAAAUAAAAGCCCAGCAUCCUAGCGCCAUUUGGAUAGAACCGACAAUCAUGGAUGCAUGGAUGUAUGAUGUGGUUUGCAUGAUGCCCGGUGGCGGCACCGAAAAUAUGAUUGGAAACAAUAGGACCAUGGCGAACAUUAAACAAGAAAUUGAGAAUCCUACUACGCCUACGCAAAAUUAUCAAGUUUGUUCACCGACCACUACGCUUCAACAUCAAGAGGUAAUUUGUAGCAAAAUAGAAGUACCAGCCGAUUAUGGAGGAGGCGAAGGUAGUCCUGGUAGUCCGGAAAUGCAUCAUUGUUCGUCAACCACGCAGCCUUUAGGAACACCUGAGGAAGGUGUUAAAGAGGAAGACAUGAUGCCUAGAAGGCUUUGCCUAGUGUGCGGGGACGUAGCGAGUGGAUUUCAUUAUGGGGUAGCGUCUUGCGAAGCGUGUAAAGCUUUCUUUAAGAGAACCAUACAAGCGAGUAAUUUCACAGGCAACAUCGAAUACACGUGUCCGGCGAAUGGCGAAUGCGAAAUAAACAAGCGCAGGAGAAAAGCGUGCCAGGCGUGUAGGUUUCAAAAGUGCCUUAGACAAGGCAUGUUGAAGGAAGGAGUGCGACUAGAUCGUGUGCGAGGAGGGAGACAAAAAUAUAGAAGAUCCACCGAUCCUUAUACGCCGGUGAAGACAGCUCCGUUGGAAGCAAACAUAGCAACAGCAGCUUCUAACGAAAUAAUAAAUAAUAAAAUGCUGGAAGCUUUGGCUGCUUGUGAACCUGACAUGCUACAAGUGUCCAAUAUCUCUCAUACUCUUGACACAGAUCAAAGAGUACUUGGACAAUUAUCUGACUUAUACGAUCGGGAACUGGUCGGAAUAAUUGGUUGGGCAAAGCAGAUUCCUGGAUUCAGUAGUUUAGCACUAAACGAUCAAAUGCGACUUCUGCAAAGUACGUGGGCAGAGAUAUUGACGUUUAGUCUCGCAUGGAGGAGCAUGCCAAAUAAUGGUAGAUUAAGGUUUGCCCAAGAUUUUACCCUUGACGAACGACUUGCACGCGAAUGCCAUUGUACAGAGCUGUACACGCACUGUAUCCAAAUCGUAGAAAGGCUUCAAAGAUUGGGUUUAACGAGAGAAGAAUAUUACGUCUUGAAAGCAUUGAUAUUAGCAAACAGUGAUGCGAGGUCAGAUGAGCCACAAGCGCUAUAUCGUUUCCGAGAUUCUAUCCUAAAUUCCCUAUCAGACUGUAUGGCGACAGUAAGACCAGGACAAGCGCUUCGUGCCACUCAAAAUAUGUUCCUAGUGUUGCCCAGUCUCAGGCAGGUUGAUGGAAUUGUUAGAAGAUUUUGGUCUAGUGUUUAUCGAACGGGAAAAGUACCAAUGAACAAGCUCUUCGUAGAAAUGUUAGAAGCUGCUUAUUAUCGAUGAAAUAUCAACUCAAACUCAACAAUAUCUGUAUCAAGGACUUCAUGGAAUCGCUGUUAUUCGAUGGUAGCAGCGUUAUAGUUAUAACACGUCAUGAGUGUGUAGGGUACGUCCCUAGAAGUAUAAACGAAAGAUGGUGAGUGAUAGUGAAAAACGAAAAGAGACGGAGAUGUGCAGUUUUAUUUGUUUUCUGUAAGAGAAAGACUCGUAAGAAAGAAAAGGCUUUAUUUUUCAAACGUGAAAAGUAUUGGAGCGUAGAGCUUUGGCCAGUGAUUCCACCGGUCACCAAAAUUCGCGAAACACAUUAAGAUGUCAGGUACAUUGUUUCGUCGAAAUAACCAAACUUUCCUUUUCGAGUACCCCUUUUACAGGUACAAAGAAAAAAAAAACAAUGUUAUUUCAGGAUAGCAUACGUAGUACAAGAUACGAGAUGCUUUUCCGGAGCUCUCAUUUUAGGAUAGUUUACGAAAACCUGUCGCCAGACAGAAGAACCUACCAAAUAACUAAAACGUUUUCAUUUACGUAAGAUCGUGACAUGAUCACCAAACCGGUGAUAUCAUAGAAAUGAAAUGCAAAUGUACUAACUGUGGGUGUUUGACGUUAUAGAGUUAGCAUCGUGUUACCAAAUACUAUCAACUCAAUCAAAAUUACAUGUAGCUCCGAUUCGAAUCUUAUUUUAGUUAUGUCUUUUCUCCGAAAAAAAUCCAGUCAAUUUGAAAUUAGAGGAACGCGAAGCGUGUAUGUUUAAGAGCGUCGAAAUAAAAUGAUAUAUGCCAUUUUAUAUAGAAUAAUUGCACAUUUUAAUACCAUUAAGUGUAAAGAUCGAUAAAUGUAAAUCGAUGUGUGUACUGCAUUGAACAUCCAUAGUUAUAGUUCAGCGAAUGAAUUUAGUAUGUGCUGUUGUACAAAUUGAACCAAUUACGUGAACAGAGCUGUGAACAGUGAACAAGGAAAGCGAAAGAAUGGCUGGAUCGUUCUCUAAUUAGCGUCAUGCUGUUUUUUACGAGGUACUGUGAAAAAAAUGUUUCGAGAACGAACCUUUGGCCAGGUUGCCAGGUUCUAGGGAAAGCAGAAAAAAAUUUAACCGAUUGUUGAAAUGAUUGCGAAAUGUUAUUCGCGCGUGCCACACAGAGAGCGUAGGAGAAUAUAUAUUAUAUUAUUAUAUUAUAUUAUAUUAUAUUGUAUGUAUUCAGGGAUCUUUAUUAUCUAAAUAGUUAUUAUUGUUACGAGAUCUGUGCACGGAUCUUGCGCAUAAUAUCGCUUUUUUCGAAGCGAGGAAUCGUAAUAUCGUAUAGGAGCUACUACUCACACAUAAAACUCAUUUCUAAAGGAGGAAAAACCGUUUAUAACAAAUUAAUGGAGUUUUUUCUUUGUCGGUUACACGCAACGAAACACGAAGUUUCUAUCGACUUUCGAAUCAGCUUUUUGUUAUUUCGCGAUUAUUCGAUAUUAUCGAGAGAAAGAAAUUGUUUAAUGAAAAGUUAUAAAUAGAUAUUAGGGUAAAUUAUACGUUAUAGCAGAUCGAGUCGCUGGAAACUUUUUAGUGUUGAAGUGCGGUGUAAUCUUGUGACGUUCAGAGUGCAAUAAUAUCAGGACAUGCGAUUACAUUUUUCUACUGGUCAAUCGAUCGCGACGCCCCUUUGAGUUUUCUUUAUUUGUAUAUUUCGUCUCUGUUCUUCUGCCGUUUGAAACUUUGUUUAAACCUCCUGCAUUUAAAUACACGAUGCAAAUAGUUGACAGCAACGCUUACAUAUUGCGUGUCCUUCCUCCAUUAGUUUUUCUUAAUUACCUAUUACGGUUCAUUCCUCACUACGAAACAGAUAAUGCAACGAAUGCGAUGGGGAAAAAAAGAAAGAAGAAAAUCGCUGCUAAGCCACGGUGAAUUUUUGCCCUGCUUUUUUUUCGGUUUUCUUUAUUACAUGUUCUUCCCUUUUUUUUUCUAACGAUGUAGGUUUUUCUGUCUCUUUCUUUCUUUCUUUCUUUUAAUUUAUAAAUUACAAUAAAAGAAGUCACGUUAUUUGUUAUACUGCCUUCGUGGUCGUAAAUUUUGGAAGAGAAUCAAACAUUGAUCGUUUAUUGGUUAAUAAUUUGGGUCGGAUGUUGUUGUUCUGGCAUGUGUUGGAAAUGGUUUGUCAAACUGUUUGUCUUAUGUUUAUGCAAAUAUUCGUCAGGGAAUCAAUAGUCAACGUUUUAAUGGCAUUUGUCGUGUGUCGAUAGCAUCGAACGUUGUCCAUUUAAAAAAAAGUUGUCUAAUACCAAUGUUUGGUUCCAGAUAAUAAUAGUAUCAAUAUAUACCGUCCAUAAUAGGGGGUAUUAGAGUCAUAUAUCAUUAAAGUCGAUUAGGUUUCGUGAUUUAAACAUAUUUCAGUUCCAUUCCUGUUAAAUGUGUUAAUAUUUUGUUUUUCAAUCACGCUGUCCAUAGGAUUUUUUUUUAUAUACCGCGUACUUGCGUGUUACUUUAUGUUUCGAUAUAAAUGUAGAAUUUUCACGUGCCAUCAAAUUCAUGAUCCAUUUCUUAAAUCUUUUCUUAAUAUGUCACGUUUUUUCCAAGAGACACAAACGUUCAAGUGGAUGAAUUUCCAAAAAUCUUAAAAUUGUCUUGGCAGAUCUUUUUUAGCUUUUUGGUUUCUAAGAUUCUAUUGCAGUUAAUACGAUGAUCGAGAUAUUUUUGAAUUUAUAAAUAGUUAAGGAGAGGCGUAAUCCAUCGUAAUGAAUUAUGAUCAGAUUAAUAUUUAAAGAUAUCAACUAUCAAACGAUUCGAUCGAUCCUGCGGCGUGUGUUUUGCCGUUGUUUUAUAAAUUAGAUUUAACGUGCCGGUUGGACAGUGGAUUUUACAGGCAUUUUCUCUCUGUCAUGUUUAUGGAUUCGCCGUGGCGGUAGAAUCAUAGUCUCAGGGUUUCAACCAACAACCAACAAAUAGAAAAAAUGAUACAAAUUUAGAGACGUAUAAAUAAUUAAGCGCGCGAGUAUAUUUGUGGAGCAACAUAUUAUGUAUAAUAGUAACGAUAGUAAUAACAUUCAGGAUGAUAAUGAUAAUGAUAACGAUAAAGAAUAUUAACAUUAGUAUUAAUGGUGAUAACAAUGAUGAUGAUAAUAAAGAUAAGAAUGACAAGAAACACUAUACGGUGACUUGUUGCAUUGUAAAUCGAGAUUUGCGUAUUUGCUUUGCAUACUGGUGCAUGCACUGCGAAAGAAAUAUAAUUUCAAUGUCACUAUUUCUUAAUGAACUUCUUUACUGUGGUCAGGAGAAAACAUGUACAUAUAUGGCUUAUCCGUAUCGUAAGAAUUUACACCAACAAAUUCAACCACAUCCUCUCUGUAUUUUUCUUACACUGUAUGAUUGCACAACUUGAAAACAGCUACCGCUUGUCUCGCGAAACGUGCGUGCGCCAAGAAAGAUGACAAAUGGAUCCGUGGACUUGAAUUGUUUCAUAUAUCAUAGCGUGCACUGUUUACAGUGUAGAUUUGUUUCUUCUUCGAAAGUACAAUAUAAAAUGGUUCGAAAAUCCUUCUUUCCUCGUCCGUUCGUCGGGCGAACUUGCCAGACCAGUCAUAAAUUGUACCUGCUGCGAAGAAACGCUGCUUCUGCGAAUUUUACGAAUAUGUGUACAGAUAUAUAUACCUGUAAUUAUAAUUUUUAUAUAUUGAAAGGAAACAUAUGCGUAAGCAUUAGUAAAUCGAUCAAAAAUAAAGUAGGAACUAACUCGA
This is a messenger RNA of Bombus terrestris (buff-tailed bumblebee), 5237 nucleotides long. RefSeq names its product steroid hormone receptor ERR1 (gene Err). The transcript has 9 exons. Gene Ontology annotation, cellular component: nucleus. The record is from RefSeq and is a predicted model, not a curated record. Bases 177 to 1532 code for a protein of 451 amino acids. Gene Ontology annotation, molecular function: steroid binding; sequence-specific DNA binding; nuclear steroid receptor activity. Gene Ontology annotation, biological process: regulation of DNA-templated transcription. Lineage: Eukaryota; Metazoa; Arthropoda; Insecta; Hymenoptera; Apidae.